Molecule: messenger RNA, 2052 nt
Organism: Cheilinus undulatus (humphead wrasse)
Lineage: Eukaryota; Metazoa; Chordata; Actinopteri; Labriformes; Labridae
Product: tubulin beta-4B chain
Exons: 7
Coding region: 78-1415 (445 amino acids)
Biological process (GO): mitotic cell cycle; microtubule cytoskeleton organization
Cellular component (GO): microtubule; cytoplasm
Molecular function (GO): GTP binding; structural constituent of cytoskeleton; GTPase activity
Source: RefSeq, a predicted model, not a curated record
GUCCGUUGCAGGAGUCUGAGAGCGGUGGUAACUUUUUUUCGCGUCAGUCGUUGAGAACUUAAAUUUUUCGAUUAAAAAUGAGGGAAAUUGUGCAUCUGCAGGCAGGCCAGUGUGGAAACCAGAUUGGAGCAAAGUUCUGGGAGGUGAUCAGUGACGAACAUGGCAUCGACCCGACUGGGACAUACCACGGAGACAGCGACCUGCAGCUGGAUCGGAUCAACGUGUAUUACAACGAAGCAACAGGUGGCAAGUAUGUCCCUCGAGCAGUGCUUGUGGACUUGGAGCCAGGCACAAUGGAUUCUGUGAGAUCUGGUCCCUUUGGCCAGAUCUUCAGACCAGACAAUUUUGUCUUUGGCCAGAGUGGAGCUGGUAAUAACUGGGCUAAAGGCCACUACACGGAGGGAGCAGAGCUGGUUGAUUCAGUCCUGGAUGUGGUGAGGAAGGAGGCCGAGAGCUGCGACUGCCUCCAAGGCUUCCAGCUCACCCACUCUCUAGGAGGAGGCACAGGCUCUGGUAUGGGUACGUUGCUCAUAAGCAAAAUCCGAGAGGAGUAUCCAGACAGAAUCAUGAACACGUUCAGCGUGGUGCCUUCACCUAAGGUGUCAGACACUGUGGUGGAGCCAUAUAAUGCCACCCUCUCUGUCCACCAGCUGGUUGAGAACACAGACGAGACCUACUGCAUUGAUAAUGAAGCCCUGUAUGACAUCUGUUUCCGCACACUAAAGUUGACCACGCCCACCUAUGGUGACCUCAACCACCUUGUCUCAGCCACCAUGAGUGGAGUGACCACCUGUCUGCGCUUUCCCGGUCAGCUCAACGCUGAUUUGAGGAAACUGGCUGUGAACAUGGUGCCCUUCCCCAGGCUUCACUUCUUCAUGCCAGGCUUUGCUCCUCUGACAAGCCGUGGCAGCCAACAGUACAGGGCAUUGACAGUUCCUGAGCUCACCCAGCAGAUGUUCGAUGCCAAGAACAUGAUGGCAGCUUGCGACCCACGCCACGGGCGCUACCUCACUGUUGCUGCCAUCUUCAGAGGCCGCAUGUCAAUGAAGGAGGUAGAUGAGCAGAUGCUUAAUGUGCAGAACAAGAACAGCAGCUACUUUGUGGAAUGGAUCCCCAACAACGUCAAGACAGCAGUCUGUGACAUCCCUCCCCGUGGCCUCAAGAUGGCUGCCACCUUCAUUGGCAACAGCACUGCUAUCCAGGAGCUGUUCAAACGCAUCUCAGAGCAGUUCACCGCCAUGUUCCGCCGCAAAGCUUUCCUCCACUGGUACACUGGUGAGGGUAUGGAUGAGAUGGAGUUCACUGAAGCUGAGAGCAACAUGAACGACCUGGUAUCAGAGUACCAACAGUAUCAGGACGCCACUGCUGAGGAAGAGGGCGAGUUUGAUGAGGAGGAGGAGGAGGAAACUGCCUAGAAAAUACCUUUUCCAACUAUGCAACAGUUGAGACUGGGCAAUGGGAUUUUUAGCAUUGUGUAUUCGUUUAAGAAAAUCAUUCUGACAACAUAGAGUGUUAUCAGAUGAUAAAAUUGAAUACUUAUCCAGCCUUAACUGUUGUAAAUGGUUCAUCAAUAAUUGUUUUUUAAAUGUUAUCUGUUCUGUUUCCACUCUUCCUUAGCUGUCAGGAGUUCUCUUCUCCUUACCUACUUUGGAUAUAAAUGUUACAAACAUCUCUUCUGUUGUCCUUGUGUUUAUCCAUGUUCAAACAAAAUAACUUACGUUUUUAGAAGCUGACACACAACUUAAAACCAAUUUUCUGUAAAUGUAACAUUUUCUAAAUGUUUUCUCUUUUCAUCUUUUUCAAGCUGCAGGUUUGAAAUGUUUGUGAUGGAGGAUGUAACACUGACUAGCUAAAGACACACUUUGUUGGGUUUGACACUGUAAUGUCAUUUCUCAACAUCUUUUAAUGUUGAAUAGAUUAAUAAAAAAAAAAACCUUAAAAUGCACUUCAAGUCUGAAAGCUUUAAACAGUGCCAGGAGCUGGUUACUGUUACAUGUUCCUCCGAGAUUACUGACAUGUCAAAGAGAUCUAAUAAAGAUUUUAUCAAUUUGU